Molecule: messenger RNA, 273 nt
Organism: Acanthoscelides obtectus
Lineage: Eukaryota; Metazoa; Arthropoda; Insecta; Coleoptera; Chrysomelidae
Source: the annotation of a GenBank genome assembly
AUGGUUGUAUUAUAUUCUAUGCUCAACGUAGCCGGCAUAAAUUUACAUGUGAUAUACUGUGCUAAUAACCCCAAUGUAGACUUGGUCAGGAGGAAGUAUCUACGUAAACUAGCACAUGAACUGACACAUGAACACCGUCAAUACAGAGCUACUAUUAGAAAUAUUUCGCCAGAAGUAAGAAAACGACGUCGAGAAGCUGUAGGCACACCUGAUGAAACUAGAGAACAUCCAUUGCCAGGAAAAAGAAGAAGAUGUGAAGAAUGUAAGGGCUAG